Messenger RNA from Oryzias melastigma (Indian medaka), 845 nucleotides. RefSeq names its product growth hormone 1 (gene gh1). The coding region runs from base 113 to 745 and encodes 210 amino acids. The record is from RefSeq and is a predicted model, not a curated record. NCBI's taxonomy places the organism in Eukaryota, Metazoa, Chordata, Actinopteri, Beloniformes, Adrianichthyidae. Gene Ontology annotation, cellular component: extracellular region. Gene Ontology annotation, molecular function: growth hormone activity; growth hormone receptor binding. Gene Ontology annotation, biological process: growth hormone receptor signaling pathway; positive regulation of receptor signaling pathway via JAK-STAT; positive regulation of growth. The transcript is spliced from 6 exons.
UGUUGAUGAAUUUAACCAACGAAUUUUAGCUUUAAAACCUGAUCACUGAACUGAACAUAUCAGGUGAUUCGUCGACCGAUUUCAGAGCAGAUCCACGAGAGCCAGAACCAGAAUGGAUCCCGGGCUAGCCAUUAACAGAGCCAUCCUUCUGCUGUCAGCUGUCUGUCUGAGUGUUUGCUCUCAGCCAAUCACAGACAGCCAGCGUCUGUUUUCCAUUGCAGUAAACAGAGUUCAACACAUCCACCUGCUCGCCCAGAGACUUUUCUCUGACUUUGAGAGCUCUCUGCAGACUGAGGAGCAACGUCAACUCAGCAAGAUCUUCUUGCAAGAUCACUGCAACUCUGAUAUCAACAUCAGCCCAUUAGACAAGCAUGGCACUCAAAACAGUCCGGUUCAGAAGCUCCUGUCUAUCUGCUAUGUUCUGGUAGAAUCCUGGGAAUUACCCAGUCGCUCUUUGGCCGGGAGUUCGGCUCCACGGAACCAGAUUUCCCCCAAACUGGGUGAACUCAAAACAGGAAUUCUUCUUCUGAUUAGGGCCAAUCAGAAUGUAGCUGAGAUCUAUGAGGACACCCUGUCUCUUCCAUUGGGAGAGUACAUAGACUAUUAUCGUGGACUUGGGGCUGACGGCUCACUGAGGCGGACAUAUGAGCUGCUAGCUUGCUUCAAGAAGGACAUGCAUAAGGUGGAGACCUACCUGACUGUGGCUAAAUGUCGACUGUCUCCAGAGACAAACUGUAUCCUGUAAAUGUACCCCACCAUGAUGACUGCCUCAGCUUUUUAAUAAUAAUAUUAGCAUGAGCAGUGCUAUGAGUAGGAAGUGUCAUAAUAAAGUUUGUGUUGCAUUC